Molecule: messenger RNA, 1665 nt
Organism: Ambispora leptoticha
Lineage: Eukaryota; Fungi; Glomeromycota; Glomeromycetes; Archaeosporales; Ambisporaceae
Source: the annotation of a GenBank genome assembly
AUGUAUUUGAUUUAUAAUAUUUUUAGAUAUUUAUUGUUUCUUACUUUUGCUCUAAUUACUUUUGAAAAUGUUAAUUCACAAGUAGCAAGAUACGGACAUACAGCGAAUCUUAUAAACCAAAAAAUAUAUAUUAUUGGUGGGAAGGAUGCAACUGGCGCGUUUGUCAAUGACAGUCUUAUACUGGAUCUUUCGUCAAAUCUUUCUUUAGUCAAUAUUUCCAACAAUAUAAAUAUUAAUUCCCUGAAUUAUUCUGUCGCGUGGGGGACGUCUGUUGAUAAUGGCUCUAAUAUUUUUUAUUUUGGUGGCGUCACAUCAGAGAAUAAAGCGACUGCGAACAUUAUCCAAUACGAUACAAAACAAAAUCAGUUAUCCAAACCCCUUGAUGUUUCAGCAUCACUGAGUCCACGGCGCGGCUUAAAUUCAGUCAGUGAUCAAAACGGAAGAUGGUAUAUUUAUGGCGGGUCUAGCGAUGCUUAUGAUGACUAUCAUAAGUUGACGUCAAAUUCCGAUACAACUGUAUAUAAUUUAACGUUGACGUCAAAUGACGAUUCUUUAAUGUUUGCAACAAAAAAGGUUUCAAAUCAAACGUCAAACCGAUUUGACUAUACAGCGACAGUAAUAGGCAAUAAUAUUAUAUAUAUUGGUGGUCUUCGAGCAACCAAUGACUUCAUUGGAAUGGAAGAAAUUGGGAUAUUUCAGACAGAUACAAUGAAAUGGAGAAAAAUAAUUGCUGCAAACGCCACCGGUCCGGUGCCAAAACGUGGUGGUCACACUGCUGUAAAACUAAACGACAAUCGUAUUUUGAUAUAUGGCGGAUAUUCCGAUUAUUCCGAUCCAAUUCCAAUGAGCAAUAAUAAUGCUGUUGCAUUAUUGAACAUUCAAAAUUUGGGCGCUCGAACUGGUGAAACCUUCACUUGGCAAUUUCCAAUUAUUUCAUCGUCACCGUAUCGAGAUACACAACAGAUACCCUAUUGGCAUACAGCAACAAUCUACAAUAAUUAUAUGAUUGUUGUUUAUGGUAAAUUUGAUGAUAUUACUACAAACACUAAAUUAACAAGGAAAGCUAUAAGAGCCAGUAAACAGCCACUAUUAGCUAUUCUUGAUGUCAGUAAUGAGGCUUCUAUGACAUGGGUUCAAUCAAUAACUAGCACACCAACAACUAGCACACCAACAACUAGCACAUCAAAUACUACCACACCAAAAUCUGACGGAAAGAAAAAUAAGUCAAUAGUUGGAGGCAUAAUAGGAGGAUUUUUAGGCAUUGUACUUCUCGGGCUCGGAUUCUUUUAUUAUCGAAAAUAUCGAAAAAAUGAUAAAAAUCAAUUGUUCGUACAAAAAUCAAUUGCAUCUACAUCACAAAAUCAUUCUAGCAUGGCAAUUGAGCUAAAACAAUUGUCAAAUACUCCAGUUUUAUUAACUCCCCCAUUAACGAAUUUAAAUACUUCAAACUUACCAUCCGUCGGAUCACGGGAUCCUCUCGAUGUAGCUAGUCCACGCCCUACUCUUUUAAAACAACGAAAAUUUUGGUGCACAUGUAAUCCCAUUUCCGAUUCAAUAAAAAUACAUCUACGAGUUACUAAUUUUCAUCAAGUUAUAAAUUUGCACAGCGCUCUGCAUACAUGUAAUAAUAAUGUAAUGUUGGAAAAACAGUCUCUACAAAAAUAA